CUGUGUCCCUCGGACACAGCGGAUCACCGAUCACGGAAAGAGCCAAAGAUGUUGGCUCAGUCAUGUGAUCAGCUGUGUCCAAUCACAGCUGAUCACAUCAGUGCCACAUGUCAGUGUCCAUCAGUGCCUUGUGUCAGUGCUCAUCCAUGCCACCUGCCAGUGCCCAUCAGUGCCACAUAUCAGUGCCUACCAGUGCACAUCAAUACCACAUAUCAGUGCCCACCUGAGCUGCCUUUCAGUGUCACCCAUCAGUGCCAGUCAGUGCCACCUAUCAAUGCCAAUCAGUUCCACCUAUCAGUGCUGCCAAUCAGUGCGCAAUAGAGCCGCCUACCAGUGCGCGCAUCAGUGCCGCCUAUCAGUGCGCAUCAGCGCCGCAUAUUGGUGCCUGUCAGUG
Molecule: messenger RNA, 394 nt
Organism: Staurois parvus
Lineage: Eukaryota; Metazoa; Chordata; Amphibia; Anura; Ranidae
Source: the annotation of a GenBank genome assembly